Sebastes umbrosus (honeycomb rockfish) is the source of this 2407-nucleotide messenger RNA. Its product is annotated as coiled-coil domain-containing protein 81-like. Gene Ontology annotation, cellular component: centrosome. Bases 138 to 2063 code for a protein of 641 amino acids. The transcript is spliced from 16 exons. The record is from RefSeq and is a predicted model, not a curated record. NCBI's taxonomy places the organism in Eukaryota, Metazoa, Chordata, Actinopteri, Perciformes, Sebastidae.
CGGGGGGGUGUUGCUAGGGGCAACCGCGUCUCCCCGGAGCUCGUCUUGAUCUCUGGCUGCAGCCGAGCAGAGAGAAAGAAGACUUUACUGAGAGAAACGAGUUUAAAACGUCUUCCUCCUGUGCCGGUGUAACAGAGAUGACUGACAUCCUGCGGCUGGUGUCAGAAGCAGACGGACGGACUGACGGACCGACUCUCUCCCAGCUCUCUGGAAACGAUAUUAACUGUAUUUGGGCUGAUGUAUCCUCCUACAUUGAACGUCAGAUGACCUUACAGAAGGGGGUCCACCUGGCAGGACUGGGGACCUUCACCUUCUCUCAGCAGAAGUUGGACGUAGGAAACAGGUUCACGAUGAUCCAACGACCCAUCUUCCUCCUGGCUGGGAAACUAGUGCAGUCUCUGGGUUUAAAGCAGGUCCGGCCACUGGCUGCAGCAACACACCUACCAGUGGUGCAACUGAACUUUGCAGCUGUGUCACAAGAGACUCCUUUCAGUCGAGACGUUGUGGAGGGCUGCAUUAGAGAAACUCUUCUUCUCCUCUUCAGAGCUUUGGCCUCUGAACAAAACAUAUUCCUCACCUUCCAGGGAAUUGGAAUUUUGUCCUUCAAGAACAAUAAGGUGCGGAUGAAGUUCAACAGAGAUUUUAUUAAUGCCAUGGAUGGAACUGGUCGGCUGCUUUUAGCCUUUAACAACAGACCUGGGAGCAGUAUCUCUUUACUGUCUGGUGGCCUGUCCAGGCUUCAGAGGCCACAGACUGCCAACCCCGUCACCCUGCCAACUGUCUGCUCUCCUCAGCCACCAGACAACAAAGCUGGGGACAAAGAUCUAUGGUGCUUGUCACCAGCUCCAGACCAGAGGAAUGCAGGAGAAGUUCCCCAACAGAGAGAAUCUAAAUCCAAUCAGCCACUGCAGCCUGCCAAGAUGAAAGCUGUCAGCCAGUCUGAAGAACUGAAUCCAAAACCCCCCAUGGAGGCCACAGACAAGCCCACCAUCACCAUCACCAUCACACCACCAGAGGUCACUCCCAAACUGGCGGAACCUCGUGUGACCGUUAGCUGCUCUGGCCAUACUCGUGCUGGACAGGAGCUGUGCUACCUGUGUAUGCAGCGGGCCCAAAGAAAUGUUCCAGUCUACCUGAGGGAGCAGCAGCAGGCAGAGGAGAAAGCUCAGGAGAAACUUUUACUGCUUAAAGAACAACAGAAAGACAAGCAGUACAUGGACAAAGAACAGGAGAAGCUGAGUGAGCAACGUGAGCAUGCAAAGCAGGUUGCAACAUUCAACCUGCAAAUGUCAGAGAAGAAAGAGAAGACCUACUGCCCUCUCUUCCCCACUUCAUUCGUUUUCCCGGCUCGGCCCUUCACUCCUGUCAGGAGGAUCCAACAGAAUCGUUACAUGAACGAGCUUCAGAGCCAGAUUGAGACCCGGCGGCAACGUGAGGCUCUAGACCAGCAGAACCGUCUUCUCAUGGAGCGUCUAGACCAGGUCCAGCUGGUCCAGGAGAUAGCUUUGCAGAAGGCUCAGAAGCUCAAGCAGAAACACGAGAGGACUACGCAUUACAAGAGGGCUCUGGACACCCAGGUGGGAGAUAAGAAGUGCACAGAUCCUCCAGAGUGCCAGGCUGACAACUCCGGGUUCAACCGCUGUGAGACAGCAGCCAGCAACGCAGCAGGCCGAGAGAGGGCACAGAAGCUCCUCCGGGUAAAUUUCAGUGUUGCCACUCAGAGGAAGAAGGAGGAUUUGCACAACCGCCAAGAACAGCUGGAGAAAGAGAGAGAAGUUCUCAAACACAACAAAAUGGAGUUAAUAUUGGACCGCAUUAAUCGCUUUGAGAAGAAGCAGGACAUCAGUAAGUCACUAGAGGACGAGUGGAGUCGCAGCGCGAAGCUCAAACACCACCGAGAGGAAGAGGAGAGGCGCUUCCUGAGGUCUGCUGGUGAGCUCCUGGUAGAUAAGCUUGUACAGUACAGGCGCUGCUGCCAGUGUAAGAGGAGGACCACUAACUUUGGAGAGACCAACAUCUGGAAAGACUCUCAUUACCUCUCUGGCUCACAGUUCAUGAUCUGAUGAACAUAAUAGCCUACAGAGGCACAUCAAUACCUCAGAGCCUAAACAAGACCUCAACCCUUGUAACUCAUCAUCACUAAAGAUUGAACUAAUAAGUUAAGCAUAUGUAAAGCAUACUUGGAUGUUUUGGUCGUCUGUGUUAAUGUGAGAUAUAUUCUUUCUCCUUUCCUAAAUUAGAGUUCAUGUUUGUAGAGCUUUUAUUUUUCCUAGAAUACGUUUGUUUUGGGUAUUUAUAUUCAGUUCAGUUCAAAGAUUUGUGACUAUAUAGCUAGUUCACCUUUUCCCCAAGUUGUUCAAAUGCCCUUCAUCAGUAAACUGUUCAUAAAGCUGCACCGUUCAGUGCU